GCUCCCCUCCUCCCCAGCCCGCUCCUCUGGCUUGCUCGCCAACUCCGGGCCCCAGCCGCGGGCGGGCGCACGGCGGGCGGACAGCAUGCUGAGCCUCCUCGUCUGGAUCCUCACUCUCUCCGAUACUUUCUCCCAAGGGACCCAGACUCGCUUCAGCCAGGAGCCGGCUGACCAGACGGUGGUGGCUGGACAGCGGGCCGUGCUCCCCUGUGUGCUGCUCAACUACUCUGGAAUUGUGCAAUGGACCAAGGACGGGCUGGCCCUGGGCAUGGGCCAGGGCCUCAAAGCCUGGCCACGGUACCGGGUCGUGGGCUCCGCAGACGCUGGGCAGUACAACCUGGAGAUCACAGAUGCUGAGCUCUCUGAUGACGCCUCUUACGAGUGCCAGGCCACGGAGGCCGCCCUGCGUUCUCGGCGGGCCAAACUCACCGUGCUCAUCCCCCCAGAGGACACCAGGAUUGACGGAGGCCCUGUGAUUCUACUGCAGGCAGGCACCCCCCACAACCUCACAUGCCGGGCCUUCAAUGCGAAGCCUGCUGCCACCAUCAUCUGGUUCCGGGAUGGGACGCAGCAGGAGGGCGCUGUGGCCAGCACGGAAUUGCUGAAGGAUGGGAAGAGGGAGACCACCGUGAGCCAACUGCUCAUUAACCCCACAGACCUGGACAUUGGGCGUGUCUUCACUUGCCGAAGCAUGAACGAAGCCAUCCCUAGUGGCAAGGAGACCUCCAUCGAGCUGGACGUGCACCACCCUCCUACAGUGACCCUGUCCAUUGAGCCACAGACGGUGCAGGAGGGUGAGCGUGUUGUCUUUACCUGCCAGGCCACAGCCAACCCCGAGAUCCUGGGCUACAGGUGGGCCAAAGGGGGUUUCUUGAUUGAAGACGCCCAUGAGAGUCGCUAUGAGACAAAUGUGGAUUACUCCUUUUUCACGGAGCCUGUGUCUUGUGAGGUUCACAACAAAGUGGGGAGCACCAAUGUCAGCACUUUAGUAAAUGUCCACUUUGCUCCCCGGAUUGUAGUAGACCCCAAACCCACAACCACAGACAUUGGCUCUGAUGUGACCCUCACCUGUGUCUGGGUUGGGAAUCCCCCCCUCACUCUCACCUGGACCAAAAAGGACUCAAAUAUGGUCCUGAGUAACAGCAACCAGCUGCUGCUGAAGUCGGUGACUCAGGCAGACGCUGGCACCUACACCUGCCGGGCCAUCGUGCCUCGAAUCGGAGUGGCUGAGCGGGAGGUGCCGCUCUAUGUGAACGGGCCCCCCAUCAUCUCCAGUGAGGCAGUGCAGUACGCUGUGAGGGGUGACGGUGGCAAGGUGGAGUGUUUCAUUGGGAGCACACCACCCCCAGACCGCAUAGCAUGGGCCUGGAAGGAGAACUUCUUGGAGGUGGGGACCCUGGAACGUUAUACAGUGGAGAGGACCAACUCAGGCAGUGGGGUGCUAUCCACGCUCACCAUCAACAACGUCAUGGAGGCCGACUUUCAGACUCACUACAACUGCACCGCCUGGAACAGCUUUGGGCCGGGCACAGCCAUCAUCCAGCUGGAAGAGCGAGAGGUGUUACCUGUGGGCAUCAUAGCUGGGGCCACCAUCGGCGCGAGCAUCCUGCUCAUCUUCUUCUUCAUCGCCUUGGUAUUCUUCCUCUACCGGCGCCGCAAAGGCAGUCGCAAGGACGUGACCCUGAGGAAGCUGGAUAUCAAGGUGGAGACAGUGAACCGAGAGCCACUUACGAUGCAUUCUGACCGGGAGGAUGACACUACCAGCGUCUCCACAGCGACCCGGGUCAUGAAGGCCAUCUACUCGUCAUUUAAGGAUGAUGUGGAUCUGAAGCAGGACCUGCACUGCGACACCAUCGACACCCGGGAGGAGUAUGAGAUGAAGGACCCCACCAAUGGCUACUACAACGUGCGUGCCCAUGAAGAUCGCCCGUCUUCCAGGGCAGUGCUCUAUGCUGACUACCGUGCCCCUGGCCCUGCCCGCUUCGACGGCCGCCCCUCAUCCCGUCUCUCCCACUCCAGCGGCUAUGCCCAGCUCAACACCUAUAGCCGGGCGCCCGCCUCUGACUAUGGCCCUGAGCCCACACCCCCUGGCCCUGCUGCCCCAGCUGGCACCGACACAACCAGCCAGCUGUCCUACGAGAACUAUGAGAAGUUCAACUCCCAUCCCUUCCCUGGGGCAGCUGGGUACCCCACCUACCGACUGGGCUACCCCCAGGCUCCAACCUCUGGCCUGGAGCGGACCCCAUAUGAGGCGUAUGACCCCAUUGGCAAGUACGCCACAGCCACUCGAUUCUCCUACACCUCCCAGCACUCGGACUACGGCCAGCGAUUCCAGCAGCGCAUGCAGACUCACGUGUAGGGGCCAGAGCCUGGCUGGGGCAUCUCUGCGGGGCAGAGGAGAAGGCUUUCACAGCUGUUCCCUGAUAUUCAGGGGCAUUGCUCAUUGCUCCCUUCUCGGAUCAGCCUUCUUCCUCCCACCGUGGCAGGUGGGGAGCAGGUCUCCCAGAAACACCCCGUCCCGAGGAUGGUGCUCUGUGCAUGCCCCAGCCUCCUGGGCCUGCCCUUCCCUCUUCUUCGGGAGGAUGUGUCUUUUCUGACCUGCACUCUUGCCUGACCCUAAAAUGGGGACAGGGAAAGUGAAGGUUAGGGAGAGCAGAGGGGGCACUUUUUAGCAUUCCCUUUCUAUCCCACCCCUCUGACCUCCCAUAAGUGGAAAUGGGGGUACCCAGGGAUGGGCAGGCUUUGGCCUAGGGACAUGAAGUAUGGGAGUGGGUGGCUGUGGCACAGACAGGUGGAAAACAGGAUAGCCUGGCCAGUCCCUCUGUUGUCUGCAUUCGUGCCCUGGGUGCCUCUCUCCUUCCUCAGGGUACUGCAGAAGGGAGCUUGGAUUUAUGUUUGCUCUUGUCUACAGAACAGCCCUGGCAUUGCAUUCAAAUCCAGCCUUCAUUCAGCUGGGAUCAAAAUGCCAGUCACCUUGGCUACCCACUGUGGACAGCUGUCUGUCAGCAUGCAGAGGGAUCCAGGAAUCCCCCCGGCAGCACUGCCCGCCUUCCUUCUCCUCCAUGCUGGGCCAGCCAGAUAAGUCAGGGUCCUGGUGGAGAAAGAAAGGCAGGACUAUGUCCUGAUUGACCCAGAUACCGCUGUGUGCUGCACAGCAGUGAACCAACACUAGAGGGAGCCACACAAGCCUCCUCUCCCCAAUCUGCCCCACUUCCUGGCUUUAACUCUUGAGCUGGUUUGGGGAGUGGUGAGGUAGGGGUGGGGGUGCUGUAGGCUAUUUUUCAAAGAAAACAAAAAACAAUGAAAACCUCAUUUGGGAAGAAAAGCUGUAGGGAUUCCCCCACCCAAAUACAAGUCCCAGUGGAAAGGAAAGGUAGUACCUAUUCUUCUCCAUGGGGUUCCUAACACCCUCCAUUACUCUUUCAGUCUCCAAGCACUUUGAAUCCAUUUUUAAACAUUCAGGUUGCCAGACCUGUCACACAGUGGGCUCCGAUAGGGUUACGGAGGGGGCCUGGCUCUCAGGCUCUACUCUCCUAGGUCCCAUCAGUUGGUUGGAGGCCACCUUCCGGGGGGUAUGGGAGACAGGUUUUGGUUUUUUAAGUGUCUUUUUUUUUUUUUUUUGGACCAAUCAGAUUCCUUCUUCCACUUUCAGUGCCUUGAGUGUCAAGCUUUGGAUGACUGACCCUACGUGGGCGGUUGUGCAGGGAGUGGGUACUUGUGAGCCUCGGACACACUGUUAAGUGUUACAGUGUUAGGAGAGAGAUGGGUGAGAGGACCUGGAGAGGUAAGGGGCCUGGAAAUGGCCCUGGCAGAGAACUUGUGCUGACCGGGAGAAGGUGGCGCGGAAGGGCACCACAGGCAUUCCACGGGCCAUUUCUCCUCCUCCAUGUGCACGCACAUCCAACACACACCUUCCAUGUGACCACUUCUCAGCCACGACCUUCUGACCAGAGAGAACAGGCGCUCCAAGGAGAAACUGUACCCCUGCCCCAGCCUCGCCUUCCUAAGAAGCAGUGUCUGGAGGUGGCUAUUUCCUGCCUCCCCAACUGUAUGUCCAGCCCAAUGGGAGACAGGGCCUCUGGUGCAGUUCCCAAAAUGUUCCUCGCCCUUUCUCCAUGGUCACCAUUCAUAAUUCAUGUUCGCUUUAAUGAGUUACAUGCUCAUCAGCCACAGGCCAUUACCACCCUUACGGAUGGGUCUGGGGGGCGACAUUCCUGGCCAACCCCUUGCUAGGAAGGACCAGAUAAUACCCAGGAAGCAAGUAGCUCUAAUUUUAACCUCGCAGGAAGUCUCUGCAUCCUCCUUCAUUUCAGCAGGGAAAACUCCUGUGGAGUGGGCCCUACCUGGGGCAUUUACAGGCUUCCAGCUGUAUUCCAUCCCUGGAAGCUGAUACCUUUCUACAGAGUCCUUUUAUGAGAGCUCAGUGGGAAGGUCUGUCAAGAAAUUCAGGUUCUUGUACAGACAAAUUCAUGCAAAUUUCUAUUAUUUUCACAAAAACCAGAAGCCAUGGGGAAUCCAAAGACUUAAAGUCUAAAGAUGGUGGCUUUUUAAACAUGCAAAUUCCAAAAAGAAUUCAUUUUUGUUUUGGGUUUGGCUAGAUUCUCUUAUUUAUCCCUUUUUAGCUUAAGUAUUAGUUUCAUUCUACUGAAAUGAUGGAGAGAGGGCCUAAGGUUACUAGGUAAUUGAGCUAAUGGUGCAGGGAGAAUUGUUGAAAAAGGAAGCCUAGUUUCCAGAAGCCUGACACAGAGCUACUUCACUGUCCUCUACUCCUUAACAAGUUAACUGGAGCCUCUUGGGUGUCAAAAAAGCACCCUGGAAGGCACAGGGAAGCAUCAGCAACCAAGGUAGUCUCUGUCCUCUGUAACUUACAUGUUGGUGCAUCAGAAUCUGAAUUGGAACCUACCUGAUGGGCCCAGUGGAAUAGCUUUUCUGGGGAGUGGAAGGCGUCCUUGAUCACAGAGCUUUGCUGUCGAAUCCUGGAGUCCUGCAACGUGGUGAUGCCUCAGCAGUUGGUGAUCCUGAUCACCUUUGACGGCUUGUUUUAGUGGAAAGAGCAAGGGACUAAAGGUCAGGAGAUCCAGGACCCAGUCCUGAAGCUGCGAAGGUUAGAUCUCGGCCUAACUUUCUGUUCAUUGCCCCCAAUUUGUCUGGCCUAUAAAAUGAAGGGGGAGGGUUGCAUAAACCUAAAACUAUUCUGGUUUUGUUAUACCCAUUGGGUUGGGGGUAGGGAUGAGACUGCCCAUUGCUGGCAAGGAACUGGGAGCAGUAGCAAGCAUGGUGAGGGCUGGGGAGCUGGUUGGGGGGGUUCUCUCCUGUUUGAAGAAGCUUUCACCAUGAGCUUCAUUAUCUUGUCAGAAGUGUUGUGAAUUAGUUUCCACCAGGGACCCCUUUAUCCCAAACAGCAACACAAAAUACACCCUAAACAUCAGAGUAAAAUUGAUAUGGGGCUAUCCUUUGGCUAUCGGGUCAUCUGUGCUGCUCCCCACUCAUUUCUGAUGGGUUUGCAAAGGUGUCUUUUGCCAGGGCAGGACAUAGUAUGCACAUAGGGAUAUUAUGUGCCUAGGUUUCAGGCACUUUUUCUGUAGGGGAAAAUGGGAGGAGCCUUCCUCCACCCUGAUCCUUAGGAACAUUCCUCCGGCCCAGGGACAGCUUGUUCUUCUCACCAAACAGGUGAAGCCUGCAGUCCAAGGUGCCUGGAGCGAGAGGUCGGGGAGUAAGCACAGCUGCCCCUGCCUGAGAAGGAGCAGCUUGCAAGGGGAGCCGGUGGAGGGAAAGGGGUACAACAGCUUUGGGAUACAUUCUGGAUCUUGACGGAGGAUCUUGUGAUUUUGGUUGAGCCACGGUCACUUCCCUCGUGAAGGACCCGCCCUAUAUCCUAAAUUCUGGAUCCUUCAAAGUCCAGCCACAGAGUUUGCAUGAAGCAAAAAGGCCUAGUAAGUGAGAAAGGAAAGGGGCCAGGGAUGGGAGCAGUGCUGUGCUCUUAUCACUGUCUUGCUUGGAAUGAAAACGUCCGUUUGAGCACCCUGUCUUCAGGUGGUAUGCUCUCCCCUUAUUCCAGCAGGGCUACUUUCCUCUUCACUCUGAUGAGGGGAGCUUUAUCUGCUUUCAAAAUGGAGCACGUCGCACUGGAGUUUCAUGCCCUCUCGUUAACCUGUCAGGAGUCACAGGGCUCCAUAAAACGGAAUCGGUGUCUCAAUAUACAUGACCUACGUUCAUAGCAAGUUCAGCCAUUUGGGUUUGAAGAAAACCACAUUAAAGCCAAGACCCCGUUUGGAGCGAACUGCCUUGUUCUUUGCUGUGUGGAAGGUUCUGUCCCCACUGCUGAACUCCAGUUCCUCCCCAAGCACCCUGGCCUCAGAAAUCCUGGCUUCCCCAAGUUUGUGCUGUCUGACCUGAGCCAGGCCACCGCUUGGUGCCUCUACAGGCCACGGUGCAUGUUGAGAAUCGCCCAAAAGGAUUAGUGAAGCUCCUGACCCUGGCGAGGCCAUAAUGAACACUGAAGUGCAUAGGCCAAGGGAUAUAAUUGAAAGGCGUUUAUUUUUGUGAAGACGCUAUAAAAUUAGCAUUUAAAUAUCCCAUUCCCUUCUCUUGGCCUCCUCCUAUCCCCCUAUGGUAUUUCUCCUCCUCUCCUCAAGGCCAGGCUUUUGUGAAAGGCAUUGGCUCACCUUUGUCAGCGUGGUCCUGACGCUCACCUCUGGGCUGCUGGAGAGGACUGAGAGAUGUGUGGUUUGGUAGGAAGGGGGUAUGUGUGGGGGUUGGUGAGGAAUCCCAUUUUUUUGCAUCACUGUGAGGGAGCUCUGGGCCCUGUCCCUGGAGAAAUAAUUGCUGCGCAGAAGUCACAGGCCAUACUGGGCAGUUCUGGUACAAACCUGCCCUUAAUAAUAAUAACAAUAAUAAUAAUAACCCCAUUUGCAUAGAACUGUCACUCAUUCCUGCCAGUCUGCUGUCCCUACCCUGGUUUUUUGCUGGCCCCAACCACUGGCCCUGUUGAGUAUUGAUGGGCCCUGAGAUCUUCUGUUUGCUUCUGGAGCUCUUCAGAUGCUGGCCCCCCUGGGAAUACCCUAACUUUGGGGAGAGAGCAGCCAAAAUCCCAAUACAAUAAAACUCCACACAAUCUUGUUAGCAACAGUGACCCAGAAAAUUUUGAGAUGUCCAGUUUUACCAGAAGAGGCCCAGGGCUCCCUGUGGUCACAUUUUCUACCCAGACAUUCUUGGCAUUGCAACCUCCAUUUCUAGCUCCAGUUGAAUUUUCUCCACCCAGACCCCAGAAAUAAAUGGAUCCAUGAUGAUAAUUAAGAGAAGAGAAAAAAAGAUAUUAUUUUUGUUAGGACAAACCAUUGUAGGUUUUUAGCAAUGUGUAUCUGUGUGUCCCUCACACCUUUUCCUAUUCUACUUUUUUUUCGUUUUUUUAAAAUAUUAUGUACUAUAUUUUUAGUCUCAAACACACUAUAUAUUAUAUAUAUUUAAUUUUUUUAUAUAUAUAAAUAUAAAUGUUUUAAAAAGUA
This is a messenger RNA of Symphalangus syndactylus (siamang), 7505 nucleotides long. It is a transcript of the gene KIRREL1, whose product is annotated as kirre like nephrin family adhesion molecule 1. Gene Ontology annotation, cellular component: cell-cell junction; plasma membrane. Lineage: Eukaryota; Metazoa; Chordata; Mammalia; Primates; Hylobatidae. Gene Ontology annotation, molecular function: cell adhesion molecule binding. Gene Ontology annotation, biological process: cell-cell adhesion. The record is from RefSeq and is a predicted model, not a curated record.